CUCCCCCCAACAGCUUCAAGACUCGACCGCUCGGAAGACGAGCUAUGGUUCUGAUUUGAUUGGACACCUACUUGAGAGUAAGCCAUACUGAAUUCUAUGGGACACAUCUGAGUGAUUACGUACACCUGUCCCACAGCUUUUUGGACUUCAUGUGAGCAAAUGGCAAAUGCUGAAGUGAGCAUCCCUGUAGGGGAUGUGGUUGUUGUGCCAACUGAAGGAAAUGAAGGGGGGAACCCAGAAGAUACAAAAACCCAGGUCAUAUUACAACUACAGCCAGUGCAGCAAGGGAUUUAUCAAGAGAGUUCUGAGACGGGUACAGCUGUAGUGGCCGUGGAGACACACACCAUACACAAGCUUGAAGAAGGCAUUGAUGCUAGUGCCAUUGAAAACAAUGAGGAAAUUGAGAUUGCUUAUCCCAUCACAUGUGGAGAGAGUAAAGCAAUGCUGCUCUGGAAGAAAUUUGUUUGCCCCGGAAUAAAUGUCAAAUGUGUCAAGUUCAAUGACCAGCUCAUCAGCCCAAAGCACUUUGUUCAUCUGGCUGGCAAAUCUACCCUGAAGGAUUGGAAGCGAGCUAUUCGCCUUGGAGGAAUCAUGCUGAGAAAAAUGAUGGACUCUGGCCAAAUUGACUUCUAUCAGCAUGACAAAGUUUGCACAAACACCUGCCGCAGCACCAAAUUUGACCUCCUGAUCAGCAGUGCCAGGGCACCCGUACCAGGGCAACAAAGCAUGGUUCAGACUCCAACGUCUGCUGAUGGAAGCAUCACACAGAUUGCAGUAUCUGAGGAGAGUGUGGAGGAAGGGAUUGAAUGGAACUCUGCUCUGACAGCAGCUGUCACCAUGGCAACUGAUGAGGGAAUCAAGAAAGACCCAGAGGAGAUUUCAGAGGAUACACUCAUGUUCUGGAAAGGAAUCGCUGAUGUGGGGUUGAUGGAAGAAGUUGUCUGCAACAUUCAGAAGGAGAUAGAAGAGGUGCUGAAAGGUGUACAGCAGAGGCUUGGCCAGUCAUCCUUGCAGAUUACCGAUGCUGCUGUCUUAAAUAAUGUUGCUCAUACUUUUGGCCUGAUGGACACAGUCAAGAGAGUGCUGGACAACAGGAAGAGUCAAACAGAUCAGGGAGAAGAGCAGUUCCUCUAUACACUUGCAGACCUGGGCCGCCAGCUGGAGGAGCAGAAGAAGAUCACUAGAGAUCAGAAGAUCAGAUCUCAGGCUGUACAAAACGUGGUCCUAAUGCCUGUCAGCACCCCAAAACCCCCCAAGAGGCCUCGGCUGCAGCGUCCAGCAUCAGCCACUGUCUUAAGCCCUUCGGCCCCCAUCCAGCAGCCUCAGUUCACCGUGAUUUCACCGAUCACCAUUGCACCGAUGGGGCAGCAGUUUUCUGUGAGCAACAUUCCCACCGCCACUAUCAGCCAGGGCUCAAGCCCAGUGACUGUUCACACUUUGCCAUCAGGCUCCCAGCUUUUCCGCUAUGCCACCGUGGUCUCUUCCUCCAAGACCAACUCCUCUGACACAUUGACCCUUCACCCCUCCUCGAGCUUGGCCCUGCUGAGUUCAGCGGCUGUGCAGGACAGCGGUGGCCUUACUAACGUGGCCACAGUGGUGAACCCUGUGGAACUGGUGGCCAUGGAAUCUGGCCUGACCUCGGCUAUCCAGGCUGUUGACGGCACUUCUGAAGAGGGACAGACCAUCAUAGAAAUAGAUCCAGCACCUGAUCCAGAAGGUGAGACGGAAGAACCGGGGGCCAAAGCUGUGAUCUUAGGGACGGAAGUGAGGACUGAGGAGAAGGUGGUAGCUGAGGUUGACGAGCAUCAGCAUCAAGUCCAUAAUGUCGAAAUUGUGGUCUUGGAGGACUAAUCAGAAAGCCAGAUAAUAAUGUUGCUUCAUUAUUCAUCUCUGUCUGUUGUUUGCCUUUUUUUUUACAACCUCACAGUUAAGUUCUGAGAUAUAUAUAUAUAUAUGAGAAAAACCCACAGUCCACCCAUGAAAGAGACCCGGCUCUGUUUGUGCAAAUUGCACCCUUCACUGAAGACUCCUGCCUAAUCCCAAUCAAUCCCAACAGAAAGGGAACACGCUCCUGAUGUUAUUGAGAUCAUGCACUGAGUAAUGACAGUCAGAAAACCUACUUUUGAAAAGGCACUUUGUCUGUAGGUCUUUUAUGCUCAGAUAUUUCCUUGUUGCUUCUCAGCUCUCAGUCACCAUAGGAAGGGAAAUCUUGUCUUAACAUAUUAAGAUUGCAUUGUUUGGGGGGGGAGGAAUAAGCAGAAAAACAAACCCUUCUCAUUCAAGAUACUGUAUUAAAAUCCCAUCACCUACUCAAGUUUUGUCACUUUUUUAAAAAAAAUUCUGAUUUGUUUUCCUCUUUAGCUGCUGAUGUUGUUGAAUUGUUUUACCUACCUGCAGCUUCUACAGUUGGAUUCUUAGCUGUUCCUUUCCAUAGUUUCCCUGGCAGUUUUCUUCCCCCUUACAUGAUGUUACAAGACUUUAAGGAAGUUUUCAUGCCAUGGGUGCACAUGUGUAUGGGUGCAUGGACAUAUGUGCGCACAUGAAUGCACACUCAUACACAAAGCACAAGGCAUGACAUCCAUAAGCCAUCUGCCCUUUGAAUAUUGCAUUGACAUGUUGUUUCAAGUGUGGAUCAUAUUGUUGCAUGCUGGGAGGGCUGGACCUGGCAGGUUGGGCAUAUCUCCUAUGUACUCUACAAACUGGGAACCAAGCUUGCCAAACUUAUUAGCUCACACUCUUUGUAUAUAUGUUUUUUGUCUUCAACCUUCUGGAAGAAAAUCCUGGUUCACCAAAUUCUAGCAGGCAUCUCCCUUCAGCAACGUGACUGCCUGAUGUGACUAGUUUGGGCUGGACCUUUUUUUCUUUCUUCUGUAAGGAAAUGGAAAGGAGCAGAGAAGGAUUUUUACCCUCCCAGUUUUUUUCUUUAACAUUUAAGAUUAAAGAUUCCUCACUCCAGCCACCAAAGGAUUUCCCAAGAUGAAAGGGAUCCCUCGGGAGGCUUGAGCUUGGGGAUGGGAUUUAGGGUUUGGCUGAUGAUGUCAGAGAGUAUUGGCUCAAGCAUUAAAGCCAGUGGUAAAAGGAAAAUACACAAGGAGAAAGUGCCAUUUGUUUUGAUUUGCAUUAAAAAGGUUUUUUAAGUGAA
Molecule: messenger RNA, 3142 nt
Organism: Pogona vitticeps (central bearded dragon)
Lineage: Eukaryota; Metazoa; Chordata; Lepidosauria; Squamata; Agamidae
Gene: GMEB1
Product: glucocorticoid modulatory element binding protein 1
Biological process (GO): regulation of transcription by RNA polymerase II
Cellular component (GO): nucleus
Molecular function (GO): RNA polymerase II cis-regulatory region sequence-specific DNA binding
Source: RefSeq, a predicted model, not a curated record